GUCAUCCCUGGGCCUUUGAAAACACUGUUUAUCCAACUCAGUUGGAUGAAUGGCACUCAGACCUCCUCUGCACUGGAACAGACUGGCGUCCAGAGACUUCUGAAGGCCCGCCCUAGACAGGGAUCCCUUCGCCCGACCGCCGACCCCCUUCCUCCCCCCGCGAAUUGCUGCUUGGCCCACUGUGGUCCCCCUGGACUGGAAGCUUUGCGGGGCGAGGGCCAGCAAGAGAGCUCGGGAAAUGGGAAGUUCUCUACGAAUUUGUGUGGAAUGCCUGAAAGGAUUAGGGUGGCUGAGAAGUGCUUGGAUUUGCCGCUGCACACUGGGGAUUUUAGCAGGAAAGAGGAGAGGUAGGGAGAUGUCAUUGCGCGGAUCCCGAGGAGAGAGAAGGGGUGGGGAAGAAGGGCGGGUGGGAAUGCGGCUGCAGGGCGGCGGGGCGACGGGGAAGAGGCGUGGGAAGAGCGGACAGAAGACCUACGCGGAGGGCCAGCGGCUGGGGCUAGCGGGGAUCGGGAGGCACCGGCGGGGAGAGCGGCGCAGUCACGCCGGCGCCACCGAGCAGCUGCGCCACCGUGCAACUGCGCCACCGGACCCACCGAGCAGCUGCGCCACCGAGCGCCGGUCUCCGUCUGCGUCAGCAGGGAGAGGGCCGGGCCGGCUCGGUUUCGCUCCCGGCCUGGCGUCCAGUCUCCCGGCCGGAGCGCGGGGGUGCUCACGGUCCGCCGUCCCCGCCCGGCCCCAGAACGCCCCACUUGCCGCCUUCAGCACUGCGCCGCUCCUCCCGCCGCCGCCCUCCUGGCCGGAUCCCAAGCCGACCUCUACAGCCGCGCCGCAGGUCCCCGCUCCGGUGACUGGUCCCCGCAGGCCUCUGCCCUCCCCCAGGGCCCGAGACCACCUCUCGGCUUCCGCCUCUGCGGGGGCGGCGCGGGGGCGGCGCGGGGACGGGGGGCGGCGCUGGGCAAACCCCCAGGCGCUCCCCGGCCCAGCCGCGCGAGGGGACCCUGCAACCGAAAGGGCUGGAGGCGCCCGCGGUCCGCCAGAGGCCUCCGAAACCGAUUCAGAAAGCAAAGGCGUUCAAACUGCAGGGAAGGAAGGAAGAACAGAGAGGUGACCUCCAUUUGCAUCUGCUCCUCCCCUGUGAGGGCUUCUCUUCAGUGACAACUCAUGGAACACCAGCUCUAGUCCCAGUCUCUCCUCAUUUUCUCCAAGUAGCCAUGACAGGUCUCAUCCAUGGCCCCACAAAGGAAGCACAUUCUGGUCCCAGGAGAGAAGGCGGGAAAUCAGGCAGGCCCCCUCAGCAUCCCGGGCAGGGGGGAGCUGGAAGCGGCUCCUACCUGUGGCAAGAGGCCAUUCUUAAACUUCCAAGAACUUUGCAAGUCAGUUGUCAAAGUCUUGGUAAUAGAAGUCAGCCAUGGUGAGAGUGUUUACUCCACAGGAACCAGCAAACACUAUUAUUCAGGGCUUCCUCCUUCCCUCACCCCAACACACGCACACCACCUCUGGGUGUGCCUAGCCAGUCUGCUAGCACAUUGAUCCUGUAUCUCCUGCCUACAAGUUUACUUCGCCCUCCUGGAUUCCCUUCCUUCCUGGCAGAGAAAAAGAUGUAAGUUCCUCACCUGUACUUAAGAUUCUUGCUACUCAAAGUGUGGUCCACCGACUAAUAGCAUCUGUACUAUGUGCAGUCUUGUUAGAAAUAAGAACAGGAAGGCGACACCCAGACCUACUGAACAGAGACCGUGUCUAAGCAAGAUUACUAAGGCAGCCAUAUCAACGGAGCCUAGAUCCAGUGGCUUAAACAACAGAAAUCUAUUUACUCGCGAUUCUGGAAGCUGGAAAUCCAAGAUCAAGGUGUCAACAGAUGUGGUUUCUUCUGAGGCCUCUCUCCUUGGCUUGUGGAUGCCUAUCUCCUUUCUGCGUCUUCACAUGGCUCUUCCUCUGUAUCUAUCUGUGUCCAAGUGUCCUCCUCUUAAAAGGACCUCAGUCAUGUCAGGUGAAGGCCCACCCUAAUGAUCUCCUUUUUACUUUUAUCACUUCUUUAAAGACCCUGUCUCUAAGUACAGUCACAUUCUGAGCACAGGGGUAAGGACUUCAAUAUAUGAAUUUUGGGGGAAAAAAUUCAGCCUAUAACAAUUUGUAUCCAUGUUAAUGUUUGAGAAACACUGUCUGGAUCAAUCCCUACCCUGUCUUUCAAGACUCUUGUUCAAUAAUUACCGGGCCUUCAACAAACCCUUCCCUUCAGAAUAAAAAAUAAU
Molecule: messenger RNA, 2249 nt
Organism: Mustela lutreola (European mink)
Lineage: Eukaryota; Metazoa; Chordata; Mammalia; Carnivora; Mustelidae
Product: sterile alpha motif domain-containing protein 1-like
Exons: 2
Coding region: 239-1108 (289 amino acids)
Source: RefSeq, a predicted model, not a curated record